GGGCUGCUGGUGCUUAGAGAGAGUUGUGAAACUCUUAGCUGCUUGCACUGUGGGAGAGUCUACACUGCAGCCUGGAUUCACACAGAGAGAGAGAGAGUUGGAACAAUCACUCUCUCCUAUGUGAUGGACUGACCCCCCCCUUCAUCAGUAUUUGGCGCUGAACCGCUGUACCAGCCCGUACUGCAGCACCUCACUGAAGACAGGCUCUCAAAGUCACUGGCAUCUGACAGAAAACCCUUCCUACCACACAAAGAAAGGAAGGAAGGAAGAAAACAAUAAGAAGACAGAUUAAAAAGACAGAUAAGAACAAAAGCCAGAGUGUGACUUCAAAUCAAAGCAAGUGUGUUAAGUGAGAAGACUUGUUCCAUACUGCCACAGCCAUGGCAGACAGUGUGAUUGAGGAGUCAGACUACUACCCUGGGAAGGAUGAAUUGGACUGGGGAUAUCAAGAAGUAGGUAAAGAACUUAAAGAAGGUGUAGAGUGGGGUUUGCUGUUCCCUGAUGCCAAUGGGGAGUACCAGUCACCCAUCAACCUGAACUCCCGGGAGGCGCGUUAUGACCCUUUGCUCCUGGACGUGGGGCUAACACCCAACUACGUUGUGUGUCGGGACUGUGAGGUCAUCAACGAUGGACACACCGUACGCAUCAUGCUGAGGUCCAAAUCAGUGGUAACUGGUGGACCGUUGCAAAUUGAUCAUGAGUACGAGCUGCAUGAGGUGCGCUUCCACUGGGGCAAAGAGAACCAGCGGGGCUCAGAACACACAGUCAACUUUAAGGCCUUCCCCAUGGAGCUCCAUCUGAUCCACUGGAACACAACCUUGUUCAGCAGUGUGGAGGAAGCCCUGGGUAAGACGAACGGAGUUCUCAUCAUCGCUCUGUUUGUGCAGAUAGGGAAGGAGCAUCUGGGGUUGAAGGCCAUAACAGAAGUGCUGCAGGACCUACAAUACAAGGGGAAGACCAAGAUCAUACCGUGCUUCAAUCCCAACACACUACUUCCUGACCCUCUCCUGAGAGACUACUGGGUGUAUGAGGGCUCCCUGACAACCCCUCCAUGUAGUGAGAGCGUCACCUGGAUCCUGUACCGCUACCCACUCACCAUCUCACAGUUACAGAUAGAGGAGUUCAGGAGGCUCAGGUCCCAUUUGAAAGGUGCUGAUCUACCUGAGGGGAACGACGGGAUGUUGGGAGACAACUUCCGCCCCUCUCAGCCCCUCAGCGACAGAACCGUCCGGGCUGCCUUCCAGUGACAAACCCCUUCCCUCCACGGGGGAUCUUUAGCUCCACGUUUAACAGGUGUGCUGGAGUCAGAGCAGAUCCCCACCAGCUGCAACCUGUUCCAUAAUCAAGACCUCUACAAAUAGCCCUGCCACUUCCACGCUGCCAGAUCGUAAUCUCUGCUCAGUCAGUCUACGUUUCUAGCCGUUUGUUACUAUUCAGAUCCUGUUGUGCCUGUUUUCCUUGCCUGCCGCUGUUUUCCUCUCCACUACAGUUCUGCCCGCUGUGACUCUCGUCCCUGUCUCCAGUCCCACGUCUUGUCAUUCUACUACUCUGUCCUGGAUUCCCCACUCUACUACCCCCUUGGAAUCCCCUCCGGACCGGCUUACUCUGUCUCAACCCCUCUCGCUCCAGCCUCCGCACCCUCAUCUGGUUUCCAGCAACCCGCCUGAGCUUCCCAUGACCUGCACUCCAUCUCCCCCCUGUGUUUCAAUAAAUACCUUGGUUAUUUCAUCCCAGUCUCCUCGUCGGAGUCUGCUACUGGGUUCCACUCCGCGUAACAGGUAUAAGGAUUCAUAAGGAUUAUGUGACAUAAAGUGUGCCUGAAAAUGUCAUUUCUAGCUCUGUAACCAUCAUAGCGCAUAUACAGGAAACAGGAUAAUAGUUUGUGGAUUUAAGAGAGGAAAAUAUUAAUAUUGCACAAUGUCAAACAACUCUAACCCAAAACAUAGGACUUAUAAAAAUAACCCUUUGCUCCUCUACCCGCUACCUCUGUGGCCAAACCCAGUCGUAGCGGCGACAUGAUUGCUGGAUUGUUCCAUCUGCAAAAUAUUCCCUUUUUUUAUUUUCAUAGUGAGAAAGAGAGUGAAAGGAGAGGGAGAAUGGCCUUGUUGAAUCAGCUGGAAGUUAUGUUACAUUGAAUCCCCUGGACUGGUAGCUACAGAUUGUAACACCAGAUUUGGACCACUAUAUUGGUAGUUACAGAAGUGGCUGUACAAAAUGUUGCUGGACAUUUUUCAACUAACCUGGUAUUUGCGAUACUAUCUUCGUCCUCGAAUCGUGGAAACAGGCGUUUCAUAAAAUGGCUGUGUCCAGUUUCAGGGAGUCCAUUUGGAAUCGAUAAAACGCUCUGUUAAAAUAAAUUAAUGUUUGUUUGGUCCAUGAAGUAAUCCAACAAUGUGUACACCAUCUUGUCUUUUUCAAAUCUUCUCUCAUUGAUUGAGACAGGGUGGUCUACCCUAAAGGGCCGCAUGCCAGGAUGACAGAAGCCUGUCUCGAUUAAUGAGAGAUUUGUAAAAAGAAGAUGACGGCACACACAUUGUCGCCAAUACCAGGUUAGCUAAAAAAAUGCCAGCGUUUUGUAGAGCCACACCUGUAACUACCAGUAUAAUGGUCCACAUUUCUGUGGUUAAGUCACAUUAUCUGGUGUUACAAUUUAUAGCUACUGGACUUGGAGGGAGCUCACAAAGGCACGAUUUUACUCUGUUGAUGAAGGCAGCGCUGACAGACCAACCAGCUGGCUUCACCUGUGACCUGGAACAUAGCCAUUCGCUGUUGGCUGGUACAAGAUGUAUCCAUGCUCUGGACGGAGAGACAUGAUUGGCUCUGAUCCAAUAUCCUCACUAACAGUAGUAUACUAGAUGGAAGCGCUGCAUUGGGCAUGCAUUCUUACUGGUGUGAUAGUGGGGCUAUUGGUGGAAUGUAGUCCUUGUGAUAGGAUUUGUGCAGGCUUCAUGCAGGUAUGCAUACUUAGCUUGGGGCAUGUAAUUGUACUGUCAUGCAGGUUGUGUAAUAAGUAGAAAAAUGUGAAUUAACACCUGUUCCUAGGGAUUUUCAAAAUAUGGAAAAUAAAUGUACAGUACAUUAUUUAAAAAAAAGAUGCUGUUAAAACCGCACUGUUUCUCAGAAUAGGAAACACUCUUAACAAGCAGAAACGUAUGUAGUUCUGUAUAAUAUACAUGGGCAGGUCAGGUUCAAUGACCUCAGGUCAGGUUUAAUGCCAUAUAAUCUCAGAUGUCUCAUAGGCUGAUUUUUGUUGAGAUAUUUCCGUCAGCUUCUGGCUCCUGUCCUCGCAGUAUUAAACGCAGUGUUUUUGUGCUUUUCGAUAUCUGCUUAUCUAGCAAUAGGAAGCAUGGCAAUAGACGAUUAGACCACAGUGUGCCCUUUCUUGUAAAAACAAAGGAGACAUCCAUCAAAGGUAAAUGACCUUUUAAGGGCUAUAGACAACACAGUACAGCCCAGGGUUAUAGGCUAUGAAAAUGAAACAAUGAAGACUUGAAUUUUGUUGUGAUUUUUUUUUGUUGACAUUUUAAUGUUCUGUAGUUCUUGUACUGACUAAUGUGAUAAUGAUGAUGAUGAUGAUAAAGAUGACUCUUACUGUCACUUAACAAUAAAGGUCAAACUGUUAGUAGUAA
Oncorhynchus mykiss (rainbow trout) is the source of this 3629-nucleotide messenger RNA. NCBI's taxonomy places the organism in Eukaryota, Metazoa, Chordata, Actinopteri, Salmoniformes, Salmonidae. The record is from RefSeq and is a predicted model, not a curated record.